Molecule: messenger RNA, 2302 nt
Organism: Fundulus heteroclitus (mummichog)
Lineage: Eukaryota; Metazoa; Chordata; Actinopteri; Cyprinodontiformes; Fundulidae
Gene: atoh1a
Product: atonal bHLH transcription factor 1a
Exons: 2
Coding region: 336-1394 (352 amino acids)
Molecular function (GO): protein dimerization activity
Source: RefSeq, a predicted model, not a curated record
CGACCCAUAAUCACCUCUCACGGGCUUUUUUUUUUUUUUUUUUUUUUUUUUUUUUUACCGAGACAUCUCAUUGGAUGCGAACACGCGACCAGCGCGAGGAGGGGGGCUUCCAGACGCGUGCCGCUUUUUAAACAGACGCAGCGCCUUGAGACACCAGAGAAGGAGUCCCGCACGCGACCCAAACGCCUCACACACAUACACGCACACACAACCGGUGCAACGGCAGCGCGACUGUGCAUUCCUGCAGGGACGUUUCCUAAUAUAGUUAUAGGGAAGAAAAGUUUUUUGAGGUUUUUUUUUGGUAUUUAUUUAUUUAUUUUCUCAAAUUGGGAAACAUGGAUAUAUUAACGGUGGAGGAGUGGGGUAAAGGCGCGCGGGAGGUUGCAACCCUGGAUGUGCUGCAGCUGGACGCCGGGGUGGUGAAGAGGGGAGGGAAGCAGCAGCUCGAGGCGUCCCGCUACGACCCGGGACUUACGCUCGUGGACGGCGGCAGAGACCCACGCGCUUGGCUAGGCGACGCUUCAGGCACCUGCGCGGCACACGCCACCUCACCCGACAACCUGCGGCACUCGCCGUGCCCAAGCACCGGUUCUUACCAAGAGAGUUGUUCCCCCGGGUCCUCGGGUCAUCCCAGCCCUCCCAUUCACAGACGAUCUGCCAAGAGUCCCUCCUCUUCCUCCCUCAAAGUCAGGGACCUGUGUCGCCUCAAAGGCACCAUCACAGGGCCCCAAGAAGAGGCCCCCGCGAGGCAGAGAGCCCCGUCCAGCAAGCCCGUCAAUGGCGUCCAGAGGCAGAGGCGCGUGGCCGCCAACGCGCGCGAGAGGAGGCGCAUGCACGGGCUCAACCACGCGUUCGACGAGCUGCGCAGCGUCAUCCCGGCGUUCGACAACGACAAAAAACUCUCCAAAUACGAAACUCUGCAGAUGGCGCAGAUAUACAUCAACGCGUUGGCCGAUUUGCUCCAAGGUCCGGCGUCCUCCAGCAACAAUGAAAACUCGGGCGGUUCACCAAAGCGCGACAUUUUGCUACCAUCGCCCUCAAAUGGUUUUGAAGGGGCAAAGGACAGGGUUGCCCAGUCUUCGGUUACCUGCAGGACAGCGGCGGCUCUGCCCCUCUCCGGGGAUACCAUACCUGUUCACGUCAGCGGGAUGCCAUUGCGCUCUACAUUCCAAGAGAAUUCCUUCGCUGGUAGAGUUGAAGACGCAAUGUGUUCUCCCUCGUCCUCGCUUGUUGGGAACGGGAGGAAAGGGUCUCCACGAAGCGACGGUGAGUUUUCCCCGCGCUCCCACUUCAGUGACUCGGAUGAAAUGGCGAUGGAGCUCCACUCAAGUGAAGAAGACGAUCUGUCAGAACUCAAGCUGCCCAGCCACCGUCAUCCCGCCGUGUCAUUCUAAAUAAAUUAUGGAUAAAUAGACUAUAUAUAUUAAAAAGAAAUAGAUCACAGCAACAUUUAUCAAAUUUCAGUAAACCGUGUCAAUCGAAUGCCUUGGAUUUAUAUGAUGGAAAAAUAUGUUUGUUUGUUCUUUUUUUUUCAUUUUGUAAAUUAAAAUAAAGUGGUUCCGAUUUCUUUAACAGCUGUGUCAUUAUUAGUUUAGGUGAGAAAGACAUGAUUCGAUUCUGCCAAUAUACAUAUAUAGAUGGAAUUCCAAUGCAUCCAACAAAUUCAAGGUUCCAUAGUGACGUGGGUGGACGAUCCCUCUGCCAUGUCGCGCACAGCACCGCCAUGGGCAUUUCCCACGUCCCACCAACCAAAACUCUUGUCUUCCUAAAAAGCCGAACUUUACGCAUUACGCUUUUGAUGUAUUGGAUUGUGUAAGAUUGGUUUCUAAAAAUGAUUUAAAAAUGAUCUUGAUUUCUGAUUCAGCUGAUGAUUUAUUGUAAUGUGUAUUUUAUUUUGCAACUUCUAAAGUUUAUAACGUGCACUUUAAAUAUUCGGGCCAGAGGCUUCAGAAAUGUCAGAAAUGCGUUUGUUUGUUUUUUUGUUCCCCCAAACCUUCAGAGAAUACAGCUGUGCUUUGUUUGCUAGUGUAGUACUGCCAACCUCAUACAAAUGUAGCCUAUUUAAUCUAGCCAUCAUCACUGCCUUUUUAAAAGCAAUUUUCUUUUUUUAUCAACAAAAGUUUGUUUUUACUGUUUCUUUCACCGGCUGAGAUUUAAUGAUGAUGAAGUUUUUGAUGUUUAGCCUAUUUAUUGCUCAAAUGCUUCUUACUUUUUGCUUUUUGUAACUACAGUUCUUAUCGAUGGGUAAGAAAAAUAAAGCAGUUGUUAUGCCAUUCUUUGUUAUUUUUAUUUGACUUUGAAA